Molecule: messenger RNA, 1378 nt
Organism: Lycium barbarum (goji berry)
Lineage: Eukaryota; Viridiplantae; Streptophyta; Magnoliopsida; Solanales; Solanaceae
Exons: 4
Coding region: 226-1164 (312 amino acids)
Biological process (GO): tRNA methylation
Cellular component (GO): tRNA (m1A) methyltransferase complex; nucleus
Source: RefSeq, a predicted model, not a curated record
CAAAACCUGGAAAGUAGAAUCAUGCUCUAUUCCCUUGAAAGUAAACCGUAAAACCUCGCAACAUAAACCCUCUGUUAUGUUUCCACAUCUUCAUAAUUUCCAGUCACUGAAAACUGAGAGCAGAGAAGAAUCUCGUGUGUCCUCUGUUUGAAGUUGUUUCCAUUGUGGAUAAGAACACAUACUCAGAGGCCCGGAUCUAGAGUAAUUAAGCUUCAACCAUUUUAAAUGAUUCUUCCGAUUGACUCAGCAAAUAAAUUAUCGUUUAAGCGCUGCAUUAAAGAUGGAGAUUUGGUCAUUGUGUAUGAGAGGCAUGAUACAAUGAAAGCAGUGAAAGUCAGUGAGGAUGGGGUUCUGCAGAAUCGUUUUGGUGCUUUUAAGCAUUCUGAAUGGAUAGGCAAACCAUUUGGGUCCAAAGUUUUAAGUAACAAAGGAAGUUUUGUUUACUUGUUAGCUCCAACUGCAGAGUUAUGGACAUUGGUUUUAAGUCACAGAACUCAGAUUCUUUAUAUAGCUGAUAUUAGUUUCGUCAUUAUGUAUUUGGAGAUCGUUCCUGGUUGUUUGGUUCUUGAAUCUGGUACUGGAAGUGGAUCUUUGUCAACUUCCCUUGCAAGGGCUGUGGCCCCCACUGGCCAUGUUUAUACCUUUGAUUUCCAUGAACAGAGAGCUGCCUCAGCUAGGGAGGACUUUGAAAAGACAGGGUUGAGCAAUCUGGUAACAGUAGGAGUACGAGAUAUACAGGGCGAAGGGUUCCCUGAUGAAUUUUGUGGGAGGACAGAUUCAGUAUUCCUAGACCUUCCUCAACCUUGGCUUGCCAUUCCUUCUGCUGGCAAAAUGUUGAAACCAGAUGGGGUAUUGUGCUCCUUCUCGCCAUGCAUUGAGCAAGUACAACGCUCUUGUGAAGCACUCAAAUCACAUUUUACAGAUAUAAGAACAUUUGAAGUGCUUCUACGCACCUAUGAAGUUAGGCAAAAGAUACUAGAGAGCUGCCCAGUAAAUGAAGGAGGUUCUAUUGAGCGCCCUCCACGGAAGAGGAGGCAGGGUUCUGCUGAAGGAAGCAAUGGGAAUGAAUGCUCUUCUUCUCCUACGGUUGUGAUUAGGCCUUCUGGUGAGGCAAGAGGUCAUACUGGCUAUUUGACAUUUGCCAGACUUAAAUGUUUUGUGUAAUAUGCUUCAAUGAAGGUCCAAAUUUUGUGGUCAAGCACACUGUUUGUGUUUGUUUCUUGAUGAUUCUACGAGUAGAUAUCCUUGUAGUUAUCGGUUCUUAAGGAGCGGACUGUCCAGAAGUGAUACAGUUUUGGCUUGAGAUUGACAAAAAACGAACUAAUUGCUUCUACCUGAAGGGGGUUUGUUUUCAAUAUUACAAAUUCUAUUUAUGUCA